GAACUGGCGAUGGUCUUGUCAGUCAUAGAAGAGUUCACUAACACAAUGUCUGAAAUCAUAGGAACAGAUGGCGAUGUGUCAGUCAUGGUAGGGUUUGACCCCACAAAGUCUGACAGAGUAGAGUUGGACAGCAUAAGAUUAGACAGGACAGAGUUGGACAUGGAAGAGUCAGAAAGGACUGAGCUGGACAACACAGAUUCUGAGAGGACUGAGCUGAACAACCCAGACUCAGUCCGUAGAUUGGACAACUCAGGGUCAGGCUGCUUAGUCAUGGGCAAGUCUGGGUAUGGCAGCACAGAGUCGGGUGACACAGGUGAGCCGGCGAUAGGUUACCCGGAGUGUCGGCAAACCGAAAUGGGGAAAGACUACGUGGGGACACAGAGGAGGACGGAGACUGGAAAGUCUUGUCUCCGAUGGGAUACAUAUGCAUCCAACUACUCAAAGACUGGCGAAUUCGGCCCGAUGACAUCCUAUGGCAAUCUUUUCCGAUUUGGAGACCCGAAAUGGGAUCAGGACUUUUGCCGGAACCCGACGUUGAAGGAGCGACCAUGGUGUUUCGUCGAUAAGCCGGGAAUUACUUUUGAGUUCUGCAACAUCCCCCUCUGCCCCAACUACCCCAGAUCUGCUCGAUGGACCUCAUGGAAGAAUGGGAUACACGCGUAUCCCCCAUUCCUGCGGAAGCAAAACAUCCUCAAGCGGAGACCCAACAACUGGGGAGGAGAAGGAGGAGUGGAGGAGAAGGGUCCUGGAAGGCAGCGGGUGCAGUGCUGGGUGGGUUGA
Darwinula stevensoni is the source of this 780-nucleotide messenger RNA. The record is from the annotation of a GenBank genome assembly. NCBI's taxonomy places the organism in Eukaryota, Metazoa, Arthropoda, Ostracoda, Podocopida, Darwinulidae.